This is a messenger RNA of Neopelma chrysocephalum (saffron-crested tyrant-manakin), 842 nucleotides long. It is a transcript of the gene CCDC137, whose product is annotated as coiled-coil domain containing 137. The transcript has 4 exons. The record is from RefSeq and is a predicted model, not a curated record. Lineage: Eukaryota; Metazoa; Chordata; Aves; Passeriformes; Pipridae. The coding region runs from base 191 to 664 and encodes 157 amino acids.
CCUUGUCCCUCUGGUGAUGUCCUAGCCCUGCCCUGGCAGCAGGAGGGACCCUGGACUGUCACUGCUGCAGUAAUGUCCCCCGUCUCUCCUAGAGAAGAAGCAGCAGCAGAAGCCCAAAUCCAAGGGGGACAUCCCGGUGCCCAGGUUCCGGAGGGGGAAGGGGGAGUCGGAGCGUUCCUACAUCUGCCGCAUGGAGCAGGAGGUGCAGCACGUCCUGUUCCUCACCGAGAACCAGCUCCAACGGGAGCCUGAGCGGGAGGACACGGCUCCGGAGAAGUCCCAGAGGAAAAAAGAGUUUCAGAAAAAGAAGCUGGAAAAAGCUCGGAAGAAGAAGGAGGAGAAGAAGAAGGACAUGCUGGAGAAGAGCCUGUUCCAAGACACGGUGGCGUUUGGGGAGGUGGUGACACAGCCGCCCACCAUCACCUCACGGCCCCGGGGACGGGGUCCUGCCGAGCAGGCUGGACGGAAGCAGCUCCUCCUGACGCCUCGGCUGGGCCGGAGCCAGGCGUCCCCCGUGUCCCCAGUGUCCCCAGUGAUGUCCAUGGCUCGCCGGCGCAUCGUGGAGGAGGAGCGGGCGCGGGUCAUCCAGGCCUACAGGGACAUCCAGAGGCGGAAACAGCUCCAGCGGGAGCGUUCCCAGGCUGGGAACAGGGCCCCACACUGAGCCCACCCGGAGGGGCUGCGCAUUCCUGGUCCCUCUGCAGGGACCCCGGGACUCGAAGGGGACAUUGUUGUGAUGCUCCCCUGUUGCUGCUGAGCCCUGGGACUCCCACAGACUCCCCGGAGUGGGGUCCCUGCAGUGCCAUGGACCUGCUUGGAGUAAAAGUGCCAGUGGGAGCUGA